AUGUCGACUGGCGUGCCCUACAUUGGAAGCAAGAUCAGCUUAAUUACAACCUCGGACAUAAGAUACGAGGGGAUGCUCUACUCGCUGAACAAGGAGGAGUCUACUAUUGCAGUCCAGAACGUCAGAUCCUUUGGAACAGAAGGACGGACAGAUGGCGCUCGAGGGCAGCAUGAAGUCCCCAUGUCGAAUGAGAUCUAUGAUUUCAUUAUCUUCCGAGGCAAAGACCUGAAGGACCUCACGGUGCUCCAGGGAUUGGCUGAACACGAAAGACAAAACAAUGUGUCAGCCAGGCCGCCGGCUACGCCUGGCUACGGUCCAACUCCCACCCGGGAAAACUACAUGGGAAUGGGAACUUGGAAUGGAGGCCAUUCGACCUACAACAAGCACAGCAUCGAGUACGAAACAGGUCCUGGAGUUUAUCCUCGAUCUGGAAAUGAUGCAGGUCUAAGCAAUUUGAGUUCGAGUGCUGCAGCAUACAGGCAACCGCCUGCCAGCCUGGCGAGGAAUGGCUACGCCCCUGCUGGCCAUGGUGCAGCACAACAAGGUGCCCUGGGCAAUGACCUUGACAUGGGCGGCUACUUGUCCAGCUCUGCGAGCCGGCCAGCGGUUGAGAAGUCCUACGGUCAGGUUCGCGCAGAAGCGCCACCGCAAAGCAGACAAUCUUAUGAAGGGCCACAUGCACCUCCGGGCUACGCCCCUGAGCGUGGCACGCACUAUGAGACCGAGCUACCGUCCCGAGGAGGUGCUCGCGAAGAUGUCAAGGGAAGUGGGCUUGGUCCCCGACCGCCUGGUGCAAUGGAGACCAAGGAGCCUGCUGCGAACCUGUCAAAUAGACAGGACCGCAGUGCGCAUGGCUAUUCACCAGGCGAGGGCAAGGGUGCCCGAGUCCCUGAGGCAACUGGACCAAGCCAUUUUGGCGCUGACAAAGGCCGAGGCCGUGGUGGCAAAGGUGGGCAAAAACAGCCCCUCCACGAGGUUCUUAAGCAACACAAGAAAGCUGAAGAAGCAAUCGUCAAGCAGAUGCGCAGCCAAGGUUCUGCUGCGAUCAACUCCCAUGACCUGAGAGCAAUGAGCGAGACGACUCUGCCCAUCUACCAUUUGUACUUGGACUUUACCAACUACUGUAGUACAGGUCCAGGAAGUCAGCAAAUGAGCGACGAGCAGAAUUGGGAUGCUCUGCCAGUGCCCUAG
Molecule: messenger RNA, 1191 nt
Organism: Cladocopium goreaui
Lineage: Eukaryota; Dinophyceae; Suessiales; Symbiodiniaceae
Source: the annotation of a GenBank genome assembly